AUGAACAAUGCCUUGAAGUUUGGUGAGUCGACAAACUGUGUUCGAGUUUCAUUGAACAUCACGGAUGAUGCCAUUAGUGUCUCUUGCACGGACGCUGGGCAGGGCAUAGCUUCGGACUUUAUUCGCCAUUCGAUUUUUGAUCCGUUUUCUCAAGAAAAUCCUGUCACCGAGGGUACUGGUCUUGGACUUUCUAUAGUCAAGCAGACGGUCACUAUGUUUGAUGGCGAUGUACAGAUCGAGUCGAGCAAGAAGCAAGGUUCUACUUUCACCGUUAGACUCCCAUCGACUCAAUUGCUGCACCGACCACUGGAUAGUGCAGCAGAGUACAUCGACACUCAAUCUAGUACUGCUGAGUUGCCUCAGCUAGUGAUCAGUCUUUUCACCCCAAGACGGUGGGAGACGGGCGAUGGAGUGAGAGACCAACGGCGACUUGGAUUACUACUAGAUUCGCUUACGCAAGGUCUAAGACGGUGGUUUCGUAUCACGGUCAUUCCUUGGGAGAUUGCAAGCAUGAAUUCGCAGUCGCGGCUGCUUAUCGCUUUGAAAGAAGACGAAGAGAGCGCAAAACUGACCUACGGUGGCACGUACAGCGACGCUGAGCGUAUCUUGCUUUAUCCAGAUAUGCAAACCGCGCUCAGCCCGCACACAACGCCUUCUGAAAAGAUCGCAGCCAUUACUGGCCCAGUGACUAUUUCAAAACUUCAAGGUGCGCUGGCGCACUUGUUCCCUGAUAUAGUCUCAUCUCCCGAGCUUCGUCGCCAUUCCGACGCUACAUCAGUAACUACGGGACGUCAAAAGCCAUUGGGCAGAGGAAACCUCAAUCAGUCGAGUGUGGAAACAAACGACACAUCCGACGACCCACCGAUAUCAUCACUGUCAGGUUUAGUGCUCGAAGAAAACCCGAAAUCAGACGGCGAAGAAAGCGCUGUGCAUCCACAGUCUAUGCCAGCAGCCACCCAGUCCAGAACUCCAGAGGUACAAGCAUCGAGAGAGCCCAUCGAAGCACGGCCACCAGAACAGAACAUACAAUUACAGACAGUGCAAGUAGAACAGCCGAAGUUGACUACGCCAUUGAAAGCACUCGCAGCGGAGCCGAAACUAUUGCUUGUCGACGACAACGCUGUCAAUCUCAAGGUGCUUACCAUGUAUGCACGCAAAUGUAGCAAAAAGCCUGCAACGUCUGUAGGUGGUGGUCAGGAAGCCAUUGAUGCAUUCAAAAGCGCCAUGGAACCGAAUAACGGUGAAGCUGCGCAACCUUUUGAUCUGAUCUUCCUCGAUCUCUCGAUGCCAGAGGUCUCGGGCUUCGAUGUAGCGAGGGAGAUUCGUGAGAUGGAAGCACGAUUGAAGCGUGAUAGGACGUACAUAUGCGCACUAACUGGGCUUGUGAGUGGGAAAGAUCGUAAUGCAGCAUACGAGUCCGGUGUUGAUAAUUACCUUGUCAGGCCUGCACGGCUGAAAGAUCUACAGGGUGUAAUUGAGCUUUGGAGAAAUAGCCUAAGUCAGUAA
This is a messenger RNA of Alternaria postmessia, 1506 nucleotides long. RefSeq lists its product as uncharacterized. NCBI's taxonomy places the organism in Eukaryota, Fungi, Ascomycota, Dothideomycetes, Pleosporales, Pleosporaceae. The coding region runs from base 1 to 1506 and encodes 501 amino acids. Gene Ontology annotation, biological process: phosphorelay signal transduction system; phosphorylation. The transcript has 2 exons. Gene Ontology annotation, molecular function: transferase activity, transferring phosphorus-containing groups. The record is from RefSeq and is a predicted model, not a curated record.